Messenger RNA from Microdochium trichocladiopsis, 744 nucleotides. RefSeq lists its product as uncharacterized. The record is from RefSeq and is a predicted model, not a curated record. The transcript has 2 exons. NCBI's taxonomy places the organism in Eukaryota, Fungi, Ascomycota, Sordariomycetes, Xylariales, Microdochiaceae. The coding region runs from base 1 to 744 and encodes 247 amino acids.
AUGUAUGGCAAUUAUAAGCCACAGCCUGGACAAGCUCCGGCUCUCGCGGACCCAGCUGUAGAUCCCAAUCUCGACAUCUACAAUCGGCGCGCCGCUCAAGCUGCACGCUUCAGGGGAUCCCGAAUUCCAGCGCUCGCUCCAUGGGAAGCCAGCGCCACCGAAUGGCAAUUGGAAUGCGCCAAGAAGAGGCUGGAGGAACUUCCCAAGGAGGACUGGGAGCUCGACUUGGCGUCUAUCCCCGACCACUGCGAUCCACGACCUGGCCAAGAGCUGAAAGCGCUUUUCCAAAACGACAUCCUCGAGGAUAAGGAGAACCUGGAUGGUGCCACCCCAGCUCAGGUCCGCGAGUACUUCAACCGCUGGCGCCUGUCCCUCGGCGAGGAUGAAUACACGUUGAGACGGCUCCCGCGCUACUGCACGUGCAUCAUGCUUGACGACGAGACAAUGGACCAGCUCGACACGCUGCCCGACGAUAUCGGCAGCUUAGACCGGCUGAGCGUUUCUAAGCUCCCGCACUGGGUCAAGAUGAUAGAGCACGAAACCUCGUACACGGGGAAUAUUCACGCGCCGCAGUAUACGGACCCGCUAUACCCGUACUUUGGAGAAUUCCGCAUACGUCUCUUUGCCCACCAGAAUCUGUUCGAGUACACAACCAUACGGUUGACGGUCGAUGGCCUGGAAUUGAAGAACCUUGUGCAACCGGAAGACGUGUUCAACCCAACACCAAUGCGAUACUUCCAGUGA